This is a messenger RNA of Striga asiatica, 861 nucleotides long. NCBI's taxonomy places the organism in Eukaryota, Viridiplantae, Streptophyta, Magnoliopsida, Lamiales, Orobanchaceae. The record is from the annotation of a GenBank genome assembly.
CAUUCGCCAAACACGCAAGCAUCACAUCCCACCACGAUUUCAGACACAAAACAAACGCUGCCCUUCAUUUUCUCUACUCAAACUCUCUCUUCCACCACGCCCUUCGUAAGUGUAGGCGCAAACUGCCUCUUCGAAGCCCUAAGCCGCAGACUCAACCGACACCUCCUUCUUCGGACCUCCGCUCGCCGGAGGAAAAUCCGACCUCCUCUCCAUCGAAAACCUCGCGGGCGGACUGGAUAUGAAGGAUCUAUCCACGGCGGCGGCGCGGCUCUUCGCCGAAUUGAAGAAUUACUGGCACAGGACGCUGGGGGCGGCAGAUGCGUGAUUUUCGGCGACCCCGCAUUUGACGCGAUGUUGUCCAUGCAGUUAUCUUGCAGUGAUGGAUGCAAUAAAGAUGUCCCAGUUGCAAUGAUUAGCUUUCACAACUGCAGCCUUGAUGCCAAAAUUAAGAUGAAUCUGGGAACUCAUUCCAUUCUGUUUAGAUUAAUUACAAUUAUUCUGUUCUGGCAUGUAGUUAUGAGCACAAAGUCAGAUCCACCCUUCUUUCUCGCUGACUUAUCCGGUGGCGGAGAUUGGCGGACUGCUUCUGUGAGCGGAAGCAACCAGCAACUUACUUCACCAAGCGGUCGGCAGCUAGGACCGACGGAGGUGCGAGUGGUGCUGAUUAAGACUGCUGGCUCACAAAGGAGAUCGCCGGCUACUGCCAGAAAAAAGCCAGAAACAAGCAAUCAGAAAGACCCUUUUGAUGCCAAGGUUCUACACGAGGAAUCUCGACGAGAUCGGGCAGCUUUUCAACACGGACUCAGGUUCUGGAUGCAGACGAAGAGCGCAAAUUCUCCAGUCGUAGUCGGGCCGAAAUGA